This is a messenger RNA of Seminavis robusta, 1515 nucleotides long. NCBI's taxonomy places the organism in Eukaryota, Bacillariophyta, Bacillariophyceae, Naviculales, Naviculaceae. The record is from the annotation of a GenBank genome assembly.
CUGGUAACCCGCCCCCCAGUCUGGCGACCAGUGACUCGAGUCGAGUCGCGAGUGGAAGGUUUGCAAGUUUUGAAGGCUCGAGAUGCACACUGGUUGCUUUUGUUCACUUCCCUGUGUCAUUGGGAUAACUGGAAGUCUCCCAGAGGACAGGGAACAAUUCAACACCCGUGAACACAUGCCGCCUUUAGUCCGCAUUGCAAGGUGACAGUACUUCAUCAUUGCAGCAAACAUUUGCUUUGUUAUUCAAAAAAGAAUGAACCAUGAUGAAGCUUCUGGCAACAACAUUCUUCUUGGCCGUCCAGGUUUAUGCUCAGCCAGGUCCCAAGACAGAAAGUCAAAAGAAGCAAGAACGGUUCUACAUGUGCAUUCGAUCUAUUGAGAAGGCAAACAAAGAUGGUAACGACUUGCUCACAAGGUCCGAGUACCAGCCCUUUAUCAAACAACUAUCAGUGGAAAUGUUUGAUGACUCCAUCUUGUACGACGAUGAACUUCCGAGGGACCUUGGACAACUAUAUAAGUAUCUCAUAUUGGAAAGUGGAGCUGGAGAAGAUGAUAAUGCAAUCAACAUAUAUGGUGCUUCAACCAUGAAACUUGCUUUCAUCAGUCAAGAUCGAACUAAUCAGCUAAAAACUGUUUGUCAGAUCGUAAUGAAAGGGUUGGCAAAGCUGGGACCUCAAACUCAUGCUCCCGUUCAAAUGGCGGUGGAGUUUCUCACAGAGGAAGAGUCUGAAGAAGAGGAAGAAGAUGACAGUUCAGAAGAGGAAGAAGAUGACAGCUCAGUAGAAGAGGAAGAAGACGACAUGGACACUGCAAUGGUAUCUGUGCAUUCCUCAUUCGUUCUAUACAACAAUCAGAGUCUCGCAGAAGAUGACUUGGAUAUCGGACAAGAUAGUGUUCUUUAUGCAUCCUUUGUCGACUUUGUCCGUGAUCUCAUGGACACUGUUUGUGACAUUGGAAUCCCUUGCCCUGAAAACAAAACUCAGUCUUGGAACUCCACUCACAGCCGUCGCCUCUGCGGAGACUGGGAUCGUUUGCGCCGCAAACUCUGCGGUGGAUUGGAUCGUCGAAGACUUGGUGGCAUCAUUGACAGUGCCGAUCUCUACGAAGUCAAAGUCAUGGAAUGUCCAGACGAGUACAAACAAAAUGGCGAUCAUGAAGACUUCCCACAAUGCCACACAAUCUAUUCUCUCUACGAUGUUCUCGUUGAAAAGCCAACGGAUGUGGAGUUCAAAGCUGUAGAAGAAAACUACUUGGCAGUGACAGAUCAGGGCAUUGCGGAUGGAAUGCUUCAAGAUAGCUUGCAGCAGAUUGAUCCCAACACUCCUUUCCAGGUUAUUGGACCUGGCAAGAACCGCCACCCCAAGGAAGCAUGAAUCGCGUUUUCAGAAUGGAAUCAACCAGGCCACAAACUAGCUCUAGGCCUGAUGCAGACUAAGAAAUGCUUGGAUUUUCAGGCUUCGAAUUAUUAGUAGACUAUGCAGGUUUAAAAGUAUAGAACAAAAAGCAAAGAAUGGG